This is a messenger RNA of Myripristis murdjan (pinecone soldierfish), 8696 nucleotides long. RefSeq names its product A kinase (PRKA) anchor protein 6 (gene akap6). The coding region runs from base 71 to 7837 and encodes 2588 amino acids. The record is from RefSeq and is a predicted model, not a curated record. Lineage: Eukaryota; Metazoa; Chordata; Actinopteri; Holocentriformes; Holocentridae. The transcript has 25 exons.
ACCAAUGAGGCUCAUCCAUCCACUUUAGGAACCUGCACCCCUCUCUCUCUCGCUCUCUCUCUCUUGCACCAUGAGCGUCGUAGCUCUCUCACCCGAGCCCCCCUCCCCGAUGGUCACCUCCGUCACCCCGACCCUGGACCCCGAGGACCCCCCUGCCCUGCCUGGCCGCCCCGGCCCCCCCACCUCAGACAUGGAGGCCUGCAGCGUCUCCGGUGCAGCGGCGGCGGCGGGACGGGACGCCUGCCACAGGUCCAGGAAGCCUCCUCCCCUGCACACGGGGGCGGACUGGAAGGUGGUCCUCCACCUGCCGCAGAUCGAGACGUGGCUGAGGGCGACCAGCGAGCGAGUCACACAGCUCACACACUCCGCAGCGCAGGACACCGACAACAGACACGUGGACGUCCACCUGGUGCAGCUCAAGGACAUCUGUGAGGACAUCUCGGACCAUGUGGAGCAGAUUCACGCUCUGCUGGAGACAGAGUUCUCCCUGAAACUGCUCUCCUACUCCGUCAACAUCAUCGUCGACAUCAGGACGGUGCAGCUGCUGUGGCACCAGCUGAGAGUCUCGGUUCUGGUUCUGAAGGAGCGGCUGCUGCAAGGACUGCAGGACUCCAACGGAAACUACACCAGACAGACGGACAUCCUGCAGGCCUUCACCCAGGACCAGCACCAGACUCGUCUGGACGCUCUGACGGAGGUGGACGACUGCGGUCAGCUGACCAUCCGCUGCAGCCAGGACUACUUCUCCCUGGACUGCGGCAUCACCGCCUUCGAGCUGAGCGACUACAGCCCAGGAGACGAGCCUGAAACUCGGGGACCAGGGGAACCAGGUGACGAGAACCCGGGGCAGAACCAGGAACCAGGGCCGGAGGAGAACCAAGAUGCGGUGCCCAGUGACUCAUUAAACCCCACCCACUCCCUGUCAGCAGCACCCACCAUGCAAUGCGGCGGGUCCAACCACAGCGAGGGUUCGGUGUCGAAGCGUCUGCUGCAGGGCGGGAGCCACAGCAGCGAGGUGUCGCCCACGCAGCCCUCGCUCCCCAAGAGAGCAGCUCUCUUCUCACCAGGGGAGAUGGAAGCUGAAGAGGCAGGGGCGGGACUGGGGAACUUUUGCCUGGCCUCAGGAUUCCAGUUUCAGGCGGAGCUGAGCCGCAGCAGCCCCUCACUCCUGGAUCCUCCAGACCGGUCCAAGUUCUGCUUGGAGCUGAACUCGGUUUACCCAGGGAACGUUUCUCAGUCCUACGAGAGUCUGCAGGUCAUGAAUGGCCACAAUCUCCACGGAGAGGGAGGGGCACCAGAGGGGAGCGUCUGCACGGAGCUGCGUGGCCAGAGGAGCUCGUCAGGGGCCGGACCGACCGCCGACGCCCCCCUGCCUCUCCGGGACCCGCCGCCUCAGAACAACAAGUCCAAACAAAUGGAGAUGACACACACCGAGACACACACACGCAGUGAGGGGGGCUCCGACUCCUCGGUGCCUUCCCCGAUGAGGGAGCAGUUCCUCUCCUCAGACCAGGAGGCGUCCGGGGAGGAGUCGGACCCCCGACCGCCUCCCGGAAAGCCGGCUGUCUGGAUUGUUAAACGCCAGGGGAGAAAAGUGAGGGUUUCAACCAAGUCCAGCCCGAACAGGGAGCACUGGUACGGGUCAGAGGAGUUCCUGGCCCUCCCUGCCCAGCUCCGUAAGACCGAGAUGUUGGCGAUGAAACUGGAAAGCCUGGCUCAGGCCGUCCCCUUGAGACCUGGCGUUUGCGAUGCUACCCAUGAGGCUUUGCAGGAUGUGGAUGACUGGGAGCUGACGGAGCUGAACCCCGACUGGGACGUGGGGGAGAGCGGGGACAACGUCAGCAGUGUGGGGGAGAGUGGGGACGACGUUCCCUCCCCUCUGCCACACCUGCUCCCGUUCAGACGGAGCCACUUCCCGGUCGGUCGCUUCAGCCCCAGCUCCUCCAGCGAUAUUGCGCCCUCACUGGACGAGAGCAUCGAGUCCGGCCCGCUAAGUGACCUGCAGUCAGAGGACGAUGAGGGGCGGAGCUCUGCAGACCGCGGCCGUCACAUCACAGCGCCCCCGGAGGACAAGCCAGGAGGUGCAUCUCUGGUCCAACGGCUGCUGCAGGACAUUCAGCGACAGGACAAAGACCCUGACAUCUGGAAGAAGAUUGAGUGUUUCGUGCUGCAGUUGGACGGCUUCAUCGUGUGGCUGCAGGCGGCGCUGGACAGCACGGAGAACUGGACGCCGCCCAGACAGGAGCUGGACAGCCUGAGGCUCUACCUGGACACACACCUGAGUUUCAAGCUGAAUGUGGACAGCCACAGCGCGCUGAAGGAGAGUGUUUUGGAGGAAGGCAGAGCGCUGCUCAGCGUCAUCACCUCCCACAAAUCAGCUCUGCAGGAAAUCCUCCAUAUGGUUUCCAGCCAAUGGGAUCAGCUGCAGCGGCAGAUCCGGCGCCAACAUGGCUGGAUGCUCCGCGCCCUGCGCUGCGUCCAGGCCCGCCUCCUCCACGCCGGCCAAUCGCACGAGCCGGCGUCGGCCACCAGGGACCCGUCGGCCAAUCGGCAGGCUCCGUGCCUCGAGGACGAGCUGCCGUCGGGACAGGGUUCAGCCCAGCGAGCCGCCCUGGAGCAGAUGGCCGUCAAGCUGACCAGCCUGCACUACCCGGCCCCCACCAGCAGGAGGCGCUACAGCCAGCUGGCCCGCAACAACAGUCUUCAGGAGUUUGACGCCGAGUACCAGGAGCUCUGGGAUUGGCUGAUGGACAUGGACGCCAUGGUAACAGACAGCCACCAGCUUCUGAUGUCAGACGACCAGAGGCACCACCUCUACAAGGGCAGCCAUGUGGAGCUGUGUAUGAUGGAGAGCAGGAAGGCCAGCCUGCUGGGUCGAGCCGAGUCUCUGCAGAGGAGCGGAGCCGAGCUGCCCAACGACUUCCACCACAAAAUACACACUCUGACACACACCUGGAGACAGCUGGAGAAAAUCCUCUCUGAGCAUUCGGGAAGCGGCUCCUCCCAGCAGAGCCAGUCGUCUCCGGCCGGCGGCGUCGCGGUGGAAAACCCUCGCUCGGCCCUCUCCCCGCUCACCAACUCGCUCCUGGAGCAGCUGGAGGCUCGGAUUAAGGAGCUGAAGGCCUGGCUGCGAGACACCGAGCUCCUCAUCUUCAACUCCUGCCUCCGACAGGACCAGGAGGCCUCGACGCAGCUCCAGAGCUUCAAGUCUCUGUGUGUGGAGGUGCGGGGCAGGCGGAGGGGAGUCUCCUCUGUUCUCAGGCUCUGCCAGAAGCUGCUGCAGCAAAGCCAGGCGGGCCCCCUGGUGGAGGUGGGCCCAGAGGCGGAGCAGCACCGUGAGGCCCUGCAGCUGCUGUCCAUCAACCUGGAGCGGCGGUGGGAGGCGAUCGUGAUGCAGGCGCUGCAGUGGCAGAACCGACUGAAGAGGGAGCUGGGAGCCGAGCAGGUGCCAGGGAACUUUCUGGAACCGGGUCUAGUUGACCUCCACCAGAGCAGCCCGGUCCCAGCCGGCCCGGUGGCGGCGGCGGCGGCGGUGGACGACUCCUGGGAAUGGGACGAGACUGACAUGACAAUCACAGAACCAGAACCGCAGGACGCAACAGAACCCGACCUCACGCAGAACCUCCCCACGGAACCGAACCUGUCGUCAGACUCGAUUCUGUCCAACGGGAAUCGGCCCGGCAGGAUCCCACCUGCCAGGGCUCCGGCCAGUCAGUCCUGUGAGAUCUUGUCCAAUAGGAGGGGCUCAAACUCAGGGGGCCCGAAUUUAACCGCCCAAUCAAAUGAGACAUCCCGAGCACUUCCACCUAACAACAACAACAACAACGUCUACCAGGUGUACAGCCUCCAUAACGUCGAGCUGUACGCGCAGCCUCAGUUUCCCAUCUGCCAGAAGAACGCUCCGUCUUUGCCGCUCAACACCAAAGCAGGAAAAAGGAAACAGCAGCCUCUACUCAAGAGUCUAAGUAAAGACUCCUCGUUCUCCUCCAUCGAAUCCCUCCCGGACCUCCUGGGGGGUUUGAUGCUGAGCAGCCGGGGGGGAGGAGGAGGCGGAGGUGAUAGGAUUGUGGGAUACCCGGGAAGCGGGGAAAGAGGCGAUUCAGCGGACAGCCGGCGGUCUGAAAGUGAGAGCGGGAUCGUCAGUGAUACAGGAGACACGGAGACGACGCUGAACUCUGAAAUACAUGGAGAGGAAGAGGAUCAAGGUGAAAGCCGAAAGAGGAGCGAUGAUAAGGACAGAGAGAGCAGGUGGAAGAGAGAAGAAACUUUAGGAGAAGUCAGGAGAAACAGAGAUGAGAAGAAAGUGGAAGAGAAAAGAAGGAGGCAGAGGAGAGGAGGAGGCGAGGCGGUUGAGAUCCUCAUUAAUGGACGUGGGAUUCUGACGCCGGCAGAUUCAGAUUCAGACUUCGAGGUUGGCGGGCUCGGCCUAGACUCGUCCAAACCCCUCAUCUCUCACGGUGACAUCACACAUCAGUACAAAGCAGACCUCCGUCACAGCUUGGAGACGCCUCUUCAACUCAGCCGCAAAGCGUCAACCCCUUUAUCGUCUCAGGGCUCGUCCCUGGAGUCUUUGCUGGCUCUGGGCAUCGAGUUAUUCCCCUCGUCUAAAGACCCUCUGCAGCGCAGCGCCUCUCUGGAGAGCUGCCUGGCCCCGUGUCGCAGCGCCGGCGGGGAGACCGGCGGCAGCCUGGCCAGCCUCGGAGAGCUGGGACUCGGGGAGGGAAAAGAGAUGGAGGGAGGUGAACCAGGAAUGGGGAAGAAUAAUGAAAGCGUGCAAGGCGAGCCCUCCUCUGGGGAGCUGAGCCGAAGAACCCUGGAGCUCCUGAAACGCCUGGAGAACAUCCAAAGCCCGCUGUCCGUGAAGAUGACUCGCAGCGUGUCUGAUAUGACCCUACGGAGCAGCUCGCCGCAGCCGAGCCGCUUCCCUGCCUCCACGUCUCUCGGCGGCCACCACAGUCCCCUCGCCGGGGCCUCUGGUUCCUUUCGGAAGGGGCCGCCGUCCCUGAUCAACGAGAGCUCGGCGACAGCGUCGCUAACAGAGCUGAGCAGUGCUGAGGACUCGUCUCUGGGGUCUGAGGAUUUUGCCGCGCUUAAAAAGCGCCACCUCUUCCUGGAUCCCUCCAUGGCAGCAAACGCUAACUCGUGUUCUUUCAGGAAGCACAGCCAAGGAAACAACCGAGGAGGCCAGGGGCUGGACGAGGCCGACGCGGCGAGCGUCAGCAUGGUGGUGAACGUCUCCUGUACGUCAGCAUGCACAGAUGAGGAUGAGGACGACAGUGACCUCCUCUCCUCCUCCACGCUCACACUCACUGAGGAAGAGCUUGGCGUACGAGAUGAAGGAGAGGAGGAGGAGGAGGAAGAGGAGGAGAGGUUGAGUGGCGCCUCCUCUGGUAAUGAGGAGGAUGAUGAGGAUGAUGAUGAAGAGGAGAUGGAGGGCUCCUAUGUUUUGGGGCUGGAGUACAUGAAGAGGGAGCUGCAGAGUUGGAUCAGAUCUCCUCGCAACUCCUCCAAAACCGAGGUGGGCCUCCGGGAUGAGCUGCAGUGUGGCACCAACCUCUCCUCCUCCUCCUCCUCCUCCUCCUCCUCUCAGAGCAGGGAGCAGUGCUGCUUCCCAAACCGCUCAGCAGUGAAACUUCAGGAAACCACUGGCAGCAACAACAAAGCAAAAAGCCAGCAGGAGAAGAAGGAGCAGGAGGAAGAGGAGGAGAACAGGAGGAACGUGACGAGAAGCUACAUCAGCCAGUUUGUGGAUGACGUGGAAAACGGGAACGUGGACCAAAGCGGUCUGCGAGGGAAAGACGAGGACGACGAGCUUCUACGAGAGGAGUCGAGCCUGUUCACCAAGAAGGGGGAGUCGUUCAGGGAGUCGUACAAAACCGCCAAAACGGGAGAGUCGGUCUGGGACACAAUCCCACUUUCUGCUUCCACACCUAACGAGCUCCUUCCCUUCCCGUCCAAACGAGCGUCCUCACUGGUCGGACAGCUGAGAGGGGAGCUGCCCUGCCACAGCUCCUCCGUCCCUUCCCCGCCCUCCCUCUCACCUGUAGAGGACUGCACAUCCCACAAUGCAUUGCACAACAACAGGCCGGCAGCGGUGGGACGGAAGGCCAUCACCAUUCAGGAAAACUUCGCGUUCUCGUCUUUUGUGACGGAGGAGAGCAGGAGGCAAGUGAGAGAUAAAGAAUCCGCCCUCCCUCCCAAAAAGCGGCACAGUCCUCACGUCUCCUGCUGCCGACAAAACCCCUGUUCAUCUUCAUCCCUCCAUCCGCCGGACGUAGAGGAGGAGAAGAAAGAGAAUGUGCACGACUUUGUCAUGGAGAUUAUCGACAUGGCUUCGCUGGCGUUGAAGAGCAAAGAGACCCAGAACCAGGUGGAGGAGCUGAGCCGGGCCGAGAACAGCGGGUCCAGCGCCGACCAAGGUCCCGCAUCGCUUGCACAGAUCAGAGACAAGGUGCUGGAGCACUCCCACCGGCCCAUCCACCUCCGUAAGGGAGACUUCUACUCCUACCUGUCCCUCUCCUCCCACGACAGCGACUGUGGCGAGGUCAGCCAGUGCUCCGAGGACAAGAGCUCCACGCCGGCGCCGUACAGCAUCCCGGCCUCCGCUCCGUCCUCCAAACCCUCCAGUCCCGGCCUCGAUCCUGAGUACAAACUGCGACCUCUGGAUUUCAAGUCCGCCGACGGUCCCGUUGAAGGGGGUUACGUCAGCCCCAGCCGGGAGCCGUCCAGCCCCGCCCCCCUCCUGACGCCGAGCCCGGACAUCCGGGACGAGGAGACUCUGUUCGCGGCCUGCACGGAGGAGGUUUACCUGGGGCCGCCUCUUUGCUACAGCAUGGUGCUCACCAAGAAACCCCGGAGGGUCAGUCCCAGACCGAAGGACGAUUUGGGGUAUUUGUCUUCCCUGGAUCCCGGCGACAGACUCGGCGACGGCCUGCCUUACGUGUCCGAUGGAGAGACCGACCCAGAACUGAACGAAAGCCGACCAGCUGACGGCCUCGGCUACUUGUCUCCUUCAAAGGAGUCUACCUCGGAUGUAAACCGGGAUUCCCUGUAUUUCCAGGGGCCCGGUCCCACAGCGGCAACACAGGAAACACAAAGCUCCCUCCCUCCUUUCCUGGAGCCUCAUUACGAUUCACUCCCCCGCUCAAACAGCAUCUCCUCGUCUCUCCGGGGGCCCGACUCCAAACCAAACGCCGGCAACCUUUCCUCGUCUCCUCCUCUGUGCGGCGGCGGGGAAGAGAGGGAAGGUGAGGACCCGCACCUCCUCUGUGAUGUCGCUCGAGGAGAAGUCGCGGCCGCUGCGAGUGUUAGCCCGCCGCAGGAGGAGAGGAGUCGUAAUGAGGGGCCUCCUUAUCUUAAUCCCCGGGCGCGUGUCGCCCCGAUAGACUCCUCCGCAGCCGAAUGUUUGGCAGAUACUAAAACGCUUGAAUCCAAUAUGGGCGCCGUAAUGACCAAGAUAAGUGUCUGCAGCUCCGCUACAAAUCCCUCAAAAGAGCCAGCCACCACCGCCACGCGUAUUAAUCCCAAAAUUAACUGCUCGGCGAUGAGAGAGGCAGAUAGGGAGGAGGAGGAGGAGGCGGAGAGGCGACAAGAGGUGGAUAUUCGACGGGUGAAGCCGGAGAAGGGGAGGAGAGGGCGGCCCGGUGGCUCGCAGCAGGAAGUGAAGACGGCGGCGGCGGCGAGACAGGUUAGUGGCUCUCAGUCCGCUCUCCUUCAUGUCAGCAGGACUGGCCAGGGGCGGAGCCAAGCCUCUGAAAGACCGCCCACCUCAAGGACUCCAGCCAUUAGAAGGCUGUCGGGCGGUGUGUUAGCAGGAGGCUCCAGGGUCCAGCUGUGAGAGCGGCUCCUCCUCCUCCUCUCCUCUUUGCCUCCUGGAGAAACUCUUCACCUCCGCCGUCGACAAACCUCCUGACUUUAGGAAGCGAAACUCAAACUCCAUCCGGUGACUUCAGGGUGACGACGAGACGCGUUCGAGCUUUUUGUACCGAAAUUACAUCCAACAAGGUUUCCUGAGUGAUGAUUUGGGAGCAGAUUUUAGGGUCAGGCUGCGAGCGAUACAUUAAAAUUACAUCAAAAAAAAAAAAAAAAACAGAUGAGAAGUUGUGAAACUGAUUUUCCAUCGAGGCUGAAGGUAAUCCAGCAGUUUAAGUGAAGCAGAACUCAGAUUUGAGGGUUAGACGAUGGGACGAUGUAACUGUACAUCAAACAACAAUUUAGAACUCAUGAAAACUGAUUUUUGGGUUUGAUUGAGGGAAAUGUGUUGAAAUUACACCCAGCAACAAUGUCAGUGUGCUUUUAGUGCCAAGCUGGAGAGUUCGAUGCUGAAUUUAGACCCAGCAACAGAUUCAGAUUGAGAGGGAUUAUCAGAGAGGAUUUUAACAUUAUAUGGUGUUUAUGUUCCAACAAGAGUGACCAAGACUUGCUGUGUACACGAGGAUGUGGUUAAAUGUGAUUGAUCAAAAUAAUAUCCCACACUUCCACAUCUCAGGCAGUUGAAUCUGCUGUUCCUUCCAUUAGGAAGGACUUCAGAAAUAGAAAUUGAUCUGCAACAGGUGAAAAACGCUGUUUCAAGGAAACUGUGUGAAGGAAAACUCCAGACGCCGGUUCAGAAUCGAUCAGGUAGAUCAGUUCCUGUGACUCAGUAAACUGUCUCGUCUUGAGCCCAAGUCUCGAAGAUGAACAUGAAGCUAACAAGC